UUAGCUUCAAUAGCAAUAACAGCACUAAGCGCUGGUCGAACACGCACACGCCUCCACGAGUUGCGGAAACCUAACACGAGCUAUUCCUCUCUUGAAAAGUCUCUGAUGGCUUUGAAUUUCCUGGCUGAGAUCCUGCCUCUGGUUGUCUUGCUUCUUUCAGUUGCUUAUAUCAGCGUCCUUUUCUACCGAUGGACGAAGCUACGAAAUUAUCCUCCAGGACCUUGGGGCCUUCCAAUACUUGGAAAUCUAGCUCAGCUUGGCUCCUCGCCGCAUAUCACAUUGACUGAGCUCAGCAAGGUCUACGGAGAUGUGUUUUCCUUAAAGUUUGGCUCCAGAAAAGCAGUGGUGUUGAACAGCGAGGAGGUGGUCAGAGAAGCACUGUUGAAAAAUUCUCGCCAGUUGUCCAAUCGACCACCGUUGUUCGCCGCUAAGAAUGUCAGAAAAACGAGUAUCUCUUUUGGAGAACAUUGCUCAGCUCAAGUCCUCAGGAAGAGAUGUGCCCUAAGAGCAAUUCACCAAGUUGCAUUCGACAAACAAGAAUAUUUCAAUAAAAUUGUGCAAGAUGCGUUUUUGGAAUUCCAAGAAAGUCUGGCCGAGAAAGAAGUGAAAACAUUCCAGCCUUCUGUUGACCUUAAACAGGUUGUUAUCAAAAUCAUGUUCCACUUUACGUUUGGAGAAGACCCUUGCAAUGUCGACCAGCUCAUAGAAGAAAUGCAAAAGCUUGUUGAAGAAUCCAGCGAGUUUACCGAAAGCAGCGCAGCUUGCGGCCUGGUGGACUUCCUUCCUUGGAUUAAACCAUUUAUUCGCAAACAGGUGGCCAUGGUGGAACGCUCAAUCGAGGGGUUGAUGUCAUUCGUUGAUAAAGUGUACACUAACACUACGUCUAGAGAAAAGGCUACUGAUAAAAAUUGCAUUGCAUUGAGCUUAGCAAAGCUUUGGGAGGAAGCUAAAAGUAAAUAUUACGAAGAGAUAAAGAUGGAUUUAGAUUUGGAAGAGCCGACGGAUCUUCCUAAUUCUUCACCAAAAGAGAACCAACCCAACAACGGGAAGGAAGAAAUUGUCAAAAUGCUAUCAGCCGAUAUUUUUGGUGCAGGACUGGAGACAGUCUCGAAUUCCUUGUGCUGGGCGAUGGCUUAUAUCGUAAACAACCCUGAGAUACAGCAAAGUCUUCACAGAGAGUUGGAUAACGCUGUUGGGCGGCAUCUCCUUCCCACAAUCCAAGAUAAGCGAAACAUGCCUUUAUUACAAGCAACGGUAUUGGAAGUUCUCCGCAUUGCCUCUGUACUGCCACUCGCUCUGCCUCAUGAGACAGCUGCAAAAACAACACUUAGUGGAUACACGAUACCAAAGGACACGCUCGUUGUCAUUAAUCUGUGGGCAGUGAAUCAUGACCCACGCGUGUUCCAGGAACCUCAUGUAUUCAAUCCUUACCGAUUCCUGAAUGAAAACGGAGAGGUCUGCGAUAUAAAAACCAAGUUUCAGCUGCCUUUUUCGAUUGGCAGUCGACGCUGUCUUGGAAGCUCAUUGGCUAAGGCAGAAAUGUUUCUCCUGUUGGCAUGUUUGCUACAGCGUUUCCAGUUUUCACGCGCAAAGCCUGACUAUGUAGACUUAGAAAGUCAGUUUGGACUCAGCCUACGUCCAAAAAAUUUCAGUGUUUGUGCCAAUCUUCGGUAAAGAAAAAGAAAACUUUUCUAGACUGUUCUAGAUCUGUUUAUUACUCACUCUCAGUUACACGAUUCAGUAACUCCGGAAACUCUAGAAACAAAAACGUCUGUGAAUUCGUCUUGUAGCUUAUCGCGCUCUUCUUCUUGAGCCUUUGGAAAGAAAUAUUUAGAUGUAUAAUAUCUAAAUGCUGAACCUUGUCGAACAUAUAGGAUGCAAACAUUUUGAUCUUUUUAAAAUACUAUAUUUAGCAAAGGUGGUUUUUACAAAAUUUUUAGUUGUUAUAGCAAUGUUUCAAAACAUGACUUUGGUAAGAGGGCCAAGGUGACUGUGCUCGAGUAACUUUGAAAAAGACACUUACAGUGGUCCAUAGCCAAUGGAAUUUUACAAAAAAGUGUUUAAGCAUGCAUAAAUAUAUAUAGUAAUUUAGAUGAUGGGUCGUUGUGCAAAACGUGAUUUUUCAGUGAUCGAUAGCCAUCUCAGGGGUUAUCAGGGUCCAAAGCAAAGACAGAAAUUUAAUAAACUCCCGAGAGUUUUUCGUUUGUGCAGUAGAAGAGAGAGCGAACUGUAGUGCUGCAAUUAAGUAUAUUACCUAUUGCUAAUUUUCCCGUUGUCUCGUUGCAAGAUGUCAAAGUGUCCAUGUCUGAAGGAAAAGAUCACGGAAACGUGGAAUUGUCAAUGUACCCUCGGUGGGAGGUGCUCUGAUCAAGCGCAAGUAACAAACAGUUGGAAUUGUUUGACGCCGAUUUCAAUUGCCAACGUGGUUAGGUCAAGGUGACGUGGCUUGGUUGACUAAAUUUCUAGCCACACAUAGCUGAAAUAUUUUACACCGUAUUUAUUGUCAGGCAAGUACCAAGAGUAACCAAAAUCUUUGUCGCUCUCGAUCCAAUGUGUCGAAAAUCGGCCUUCAUCGUUAGUCAGUGCUGAAGGGAGCAUAACUCAGCUAAGAAACGACUCUCAUAGUCAAAUGAAGCCCAGAGAGUUUUAAGACUAUAAUGAAAGGUUAAUGGACAUUGUCUGAAUGAAAGUUCUUUUCGUCUGAUUUACUCUUCGCUAAAUUUACCACAACUUUCUCGUAUUUGAAUCAAUCUCAACAAGACCAAACUUGCUUAUUCACUUGCAUGAUAAAAUAUUUCGCAGUACCGUUCCAUUAACGAAAUGAUUGUUUAGAAUAAUUAUCAAGGCACCAAUCUCUGAAACAAACCUCUGACCUGACUUUGCUUGUACUUCGUAUGUGUAUAGUGUAGAAUUGUAACAUUGUAGUAACUUUAGAAUAAA
Pocillopora verrucosa is the source of this 2940-nucleotide messenger RNA. RefSeq names its product cytochrome P450 1A1-like. NCBI's taxonomy places the organism in Eukaryota, Metazoa, Cnidaria, Anthozoa, Scleractinia, Pocilloporidae. Gene Ontology annotation, biological process: progesterone metabolic process; hormone biosynthetic process. Gene Ontology annotation, molecular function: iron ion binding; heme binding; steroid 17-alpha-monooxygenase activity. The record is from RefSeq and is a predicted model, not a curated record.